UUUAGCGGGGAGGGGCCAUUAUCCUUGCUGUCUGAAGUGUUGAAACUGGUUUAGUACCCUUGUCUCUUUGUUCGACUACACUCCGGCCUCCGCUCAGAUCGGAUCUACUGUAUCCCCUCCCCUCCCACAACUUUUUUCACCAACCCCAACUCAUAAAACCAAUUUUAUUCUUCUCUUUUUAUUUAUCUAUUUUUCUUAUUUUCACACACACAACACACACAAACAUUACAUCAAAUAUAUUCACCUUUCAAACCUCAUAACCAAGAAUCAGAAACCCCCAAACAACCCAAUGCUCAAUCCUAUUGAAUUUCACAAUACCAAAAUAAAAAUAAAAAAUCUUGGAACAAUUGAGUUGAAUUAUUGAGGUGCAUUAAUGGGGAAUGUAACAGCAGGUGUGGCUGCAAAGUUUGCAUUUUUUCCUCCAGAGCCACCAACAUAUGAUGUCAAGAAAGAUGAGAAUGGGAAGCUCACAUUCACAGGCCUCACAUCUGAUAAAAACGUGGAUGUUCAUUUGUGUGAAACCAAGGCUGGCAACAAAGUUGCAGCUACCUUUUGGAAACACCCUUCUGGGAGGCUCACCCUUUUGUAUUCUCAUGGCAAUGCUGCUGAUUUGGGCCAAAUGCAGGAUCUUUUUAUUGAGCUUAGAGCUCAUCUCCGGAUUAAUAUUAUGAGCUAUGAUUAUUCAGGAUAUGGAGCAUCUUCUGGUAAGCCCACUGAGUUCAACACAUACUAUGACAUAGAAGCUGUGUACAAUUGUUUGAAGAGUGAAUAUGGGAUCAAUGAAGAGGAUGUUAUUGUGUAUGGGCAAUCUGUUGGAAGUGGUCCAACACUGCACUUGGCUUCUCGUUUGCAGAGGUUAAGAGGUGUUGUUCUACAUAGCGCCAUCCUUUCAGGAAUACGUGUUCUGUAUAAUGUCAAAAUGACGUUCUGGUUUGACAUAUUUAAAAAUAUUGACAAGAUAAAACAUGUUAGCUGUCCAGUCUUAGUCAUACAUGGAACAAAUGAUGACACUGUUGACUUCUCUCAUGGAAAGAAACUAUGGGAACUGGCUCCAGAAAAAUAUGAGCCACUGUGGGUACAGGGUGGAGGACAUUGUAACCUUGAAACAUUUCCAGAGUACAUAAAGCACUUGCGCAAGUUUAUAAAGGCAAUGGAAAAUCUCUCGGUCGCUCAACGUUCCAAGCAAAAGUUGACAAACAGCCCAAGUAUAACAGAUUCAAAGAACAACAGAUGCUUGAGAUUUGGGAAGAGAUGAUCUUUGAUUUCAUAUAUUCAAUUUUUAUUUCCUCUGUCAAACCACGUAAAAUUUAACAGUGGUGCACAAAUAGAGUUCAGAAUGUUGCUACAUGUGCUUUCAUGGCCAUAUUGAAGCUGCUUGCUUUAGGCAUCAGUGAUAUCGUGCUGGCGGACCAUCAGGCUUCUGUUGUAAAAUGUUGUGAAUUGUAAAUACCUUGUUAGAUGAGGAUGCUGCCCAGUUGCAGAUAUUUAGAUGGGGCAGAACUCCAGGACUAUUCAUUCAUAUGUAUGUUGCAGUGAGAAAGACAUGUUACCAGAUAGUCAUAAGAUUAACAAGCAUUAUUAAUCUGUGUUGUAGAAUUCCAUAAGCUAUUAUCAGGAAUUUUUUCUUUUUA
Messenger RNA from Daucus carota subsp. sativus, 1631 nucleotides. RefSeq lists its product as uncharacterized. The record is from RefSeq and is a predicted model, not a curated record. Lineage: Eukaryota; Viridiplantae; Streptophyta; Magnoliopsida; Apiales; Apiaceae. Bases 374 to 1255 code for a protein of 293 amino acids. The transcript has 5 exons.